This is a messenger RNA of Fundulus heteroclitus (mummichog), 2348 nucleotides long. It is a transcript of the gene dpp7, whose product is annotated as dipeptidyl-peptidase 7. The transcript is spliced from 13 exons. Gene Ontology annotation, cellular component: vesicle. Bases 86 to 1579 code for a protein of 497 amino acids. The record is from RefSeq and is a predicted model, not a curated record. Gene Ontology annotation, molecular function: serine-type exopeptidase activity; dipeptidyl-peptidase activity. NCBI's taxonomy places the organism in Eukaryota, Metazoa, Chordata, Actinopteri, Cyprinodontiformes, Fundulidae. Gene Ontology annotation, biological process: proteolysis.
GUCACGUCAUGUGACAGCUAGGAGCGUUCCAGGGUGAAAGUUAAACUGAGCGCGGUGGGAGUUUUGGUAACUGUAUCGUUGAAACAUGAGCGCUGCAUUGGUCCUCUUCACGGUGACCAUAGCGGCGUUAGCUGACGCUCUCCAUGGCCGCUCACACGCGUCCUUUCAGGCGGGAAAGCCCCCCCAGUUCACCGAGAAGUACUUCACUCAGACCGUGGAUCACUUCAACUUUAACAGCAUGGACAACGGGACGUUCAGCCAGCGAUAUCUGAUCACAGACGAGUACUGGAAGAAAGGCUACGGUCCCAUCUUCUUCUACACUGGGAAUGAGGGCGAUGUCUGGGGGUUUGCCCUGAACUCUGGCUUCAUCCUAGAGAUGGCAGCUCAGCAGCAGGCGCUGGUCAUUUUUGCUGAACAUAGGUACUAUGGCCGAUCUCUGCCCUUUGGCAAAGAGUCCUUCAACAUCCCUCAGGUGGGCCUGCUCACAGUGGAACAGGCCCUCGCUGACUACGCCAUCAUGAUCAGUGAGCUGAAAGAGCAGCUGGCAGCCACAGACUGUCCUGUUAUUGUGUUUGGUGGCAGUUAUGGUGGGAUGUUGUCCGUCUAUAUGAGAAUCAAGUAUCCCAACAUUGUGGCAGGCGCCCUGGCAGCCAGUGCCCCCAUUUUGUCGACUGCUGGUCUCGGAGACCCCAGGCAGUUUUUCAGAGAUGUUACAGCUGAUUUUGAAAAGAUCAGCCCUGAAUGCAGAGAUGCUGUGAGAGGAGCUUUCCAUCAGUUAAAACAAUUAGCUGAACGCCAAGAUUACAGUCGCAUCCAGUCAGAAGUUGCUCUCUGUAAGGCUCCAUCGUCUCCUCGCGACAUCCAUCAGCUCUAUGGGCUGCUGAGGAACGCCUUCACCCUGUUGGCCAUGCUGGACUAUCCUUACAGCACUCACUUCAUAGGCCACAUGCCUGCCAACCCCGUCAAGGUGGCUUGUGGAAUCAUGCUGAGUGGAUCGGAUCUGCUGGCUAACCUUAGAGACACCGCAGGGAUCGUGUACAACUCGACCGGGGUGCUGACUUGUUUUGACCUGUACAACCUCUAUCUGGAGUGUGCUGAUCCCACUGGAUGUGGACUGGGAUUUGACAGCCUGGCCUGGGACUACCAGGCAUGCACAGAGGUUGAGCUGUGUUAUGAGAGUAACAAUGUGACAGACAUGUUCCCCCCCAUGGCCUUCACCGAGAAGGACCGGGAGGUCUACUGCUCCAAGCGCUGGGCUGUGGUUCCAAGACCAGGCUGGCUCAAAGUCCAGUUCUGGGGUGACGCCCUCUCUACAGCGAGCAACAUUAUUUUCUCCAACGGGGAUCUGGACCCAUGGGCCAAUGGAGGGGUGCGUAAGUCCCUGAGCUCAUCGCUGGUGGCGCUCAACAUUUCUGGAGGGGCUCAUCAUCUGGACCUGAGAGGAUCUAAUGAGGCUGAUCCAGAGUCAGUCAUCAGUGCCAGAAAGACUGAAGCAGAGCUCAUUGCACAGUGGGUGAAGAUGGAAAGGACUAAGACUAGAUUACGAAAAUCAGACACACAGCAGAAGGGCUUCAUCUGACAAAUUCUCAGUUGUCUUAAGAAUUUAAAAGAUUACAAAAUCAAAGCCCAUUUAAAGCUCCCCGUCUUGUAUAAUCUUGCAUUUUCCCCUUUAUUUCUUUUUAAUGAAAUGAUAAAAGGAAAUGAUUGUGUCACUGUGCAGCCUGACUGGCAGCACUGUGAGCAUUGCCUGCCUCCUUCUUUCCCAGUGCAGCCCUGAUUAGGAUCACCUGUCAGGCUGCAAUUAACUAUGGACUGGCUCCACCUCCUCACACCACUAUAUAACUCACCUCAGUUUGUUCCUCGUCGCCGGCUCAUCUUCAGUCAAUUCAACACCAAGCCUUUCAAGUCCUGUUCGCUUCAGUCCCCUUCAUCUCCAAGCCUGUCAAGUCCAGUUCUCGUCCGUCACGUCUUUCUUCUUGUCUGCUAAGAUAAGUACCUGUUAUGCUGCACUGCUGGAUUUUUGCUCCUUCGUCUUCGUUGUCCGCAGUCCUGGUUCCAUAGCAGCCCAGCGCCUCCGGAUUCCUCUCUACUGCCCUGUGGGAUUUACUGCAGCAUCUGAGACCAAGGAACUCUGGGAAGCUCAGUUUUGGAUUAACUGUUGACCCAGCGUCCAAGGAACUCACUUAAUGCUGCACCACGGGGUUUUCAGCAGUCUGUCCUCCAGAUCCUGUCAGUCAUCUCCGGUCCGUUCCAGUCAGACAGCUCCUGCACACUUCAUCUCCCGUCUUGUAACCGUCUCUGGUUUUUGUCAUCUACAACCCACAACUUGCAAUAAACUCUCACAAGCA